AUGUCGGAUUGGGACAAUUUCUCACCAGUGGCGAUGACGGGGGAAUCACGCGACGGAGCAGCACCGGUGGCGGAUGUUGAUUGGCUCGCGGGCGGCGUUGACAUCUUCAGCGGCGGGGCGAACGCUCUUCUCGUCAACCCGCGCGAUGUGCGGCGGGCGGAGACGGCGCCGUCGGUCCUCACGAUGUUCUCCGCCGACGGCACCCUCUGCGUGGGCGGCAGUCUCGAGGAGGAGGUCCCCCCGGAGGAGGAGUACCGCUACACGGAGGAGUACCACAAUCUCUACUACUCCAAGUUCCCACGAGACCCACGCAUGCUCGUCCCACUCCGAAGCCGCGCAGGGCAGAAGCGAAGUGUAGAGACAAGCCUUCCCGGUCGUGGUAUCACCACAGCAAACAAGACAUCAUAUGAAAACGCAGAAGGAGUUACAAACACAGCAGCCACCACUAUCACCAACAGCGGCAACACUAACACAAAAACCAAUGCUUCUACUUCCACUGUCACUCCUGUACUGACAACAAACUAUGUUAAUAAUGAAACACUCAAGGAUGCGGGGGAAAAUGGUGUGGCCUUUGCCCAAAGUGUCCUGGAAUCAUUGGCUAAAAAUCAACAAAAACAAGGUGAAAAUAGAACACCACCUUCUUCAAGCAUUGAUACCUGUCAAGUCUCUUCUAAUCUCCCUGCAGAAAAUAUUUCAAGCAACGCAACCCCAAUGGGAAGUUUUCUUCAAGAUCAAAUGGAUAAGAAAACACGUAGCGGUGGUGGUUCUUCUUAUCAGGAUGAUUCUACAAUUCAUGUGGGAAGACAAAAUGGAACUCCCUCAUCUCGGGUACCUCGUGGUGGGACACGCUCUUUUCAGAAUGGAAGUGCUAAAAAUAGUACACGCAGACAAGGAAAUGGGAGUGAUGGAAAUAAUAACAGAUCUUUAAAGGAUGAGUUCCCAUGGUUACGAGAAUACCUUGAUGGUGGACGCACAGAUUUCUCCUUUGAUGAUAUAAAAGGUCAUGUUGUUACUUUGAGUAAAGAUCAAGAUGGAAGUCGAUUUAUUCAACGUCUCCUUGAAGAUGAUAGAAAUGUUGAACCAAUCUUUAAUGAGGUUCUUCACAGUACCUGUGAGUUAAUGGUUGACGUUUUUGGAAAUUAUGUUUUACAAAAACUUUUGGAUGUGCUACCGGUAGAUAGUGACAUGUCCAAACAACUUAUGGCAAAUGUGACUGGGCGCUUAAAAGAGUUUUCUUUCCAAAUGUAUGGUUGUCGUGUCAUUCAACGAUUUCUGGAAAGAGGUUCACAACAAACACGUGAAGAGAUACUGCAUGAGUUGAGGGAUUCCCUCGUAGAUUGUGUUUUUGAUCAAAAUGCUAAUCAUGUGGCGCAAAAGAUUAUAGAAGUAAUGCCAGAUAAAGCACAAUUUGUAACCGAAGAUUUUUUACCACGCCUUCAAUCACUCUCAAGGCAUCCUUACGGAUGCCGUGUAUUGCAGUGUGUAUUUGAGAAAUGUUCAUCUGCUACUGAAGUGGAUAUUCGCCCUCUUCUGGAGGCGGUACUUGAGCACUUGCAUGAAUAUGUAAUGGAUCAAUAUGGUAACUAUGUGGUUCAACAUGGUUUACUAAAUGCCCCUGAAGAUCUUCGAAAACGAUUUGUUGAUCUUUUAAUUCCUCAUGUAUAUGCAUUGUCAUGUAGCAAAUUUGCGUCUAAUGUAGCCGAAAAAACUAUUGUAAAGGCAAAUAAUGAGGAAUUACAACGUAUUGUGGAGACACUUACUCGACCACUGGGUAGUACAGAGGAUGGAAACUAUCUUGUACUGAUGAUGCAAGACCCAUAUGCUAACUAUGUUGUACAACGUCUUCUUCAGCAAAUAAACAAGGAUCAACAACGUCAUAUUGCUGAGCAAACCAAACCGCAUAUUAUGAACAUACGUCGUUCGGUGUACGGUCAACACCUUGUUCAAAAAAUGGAAAGUAUGGGUAUGUUCACAUUUGGAGAGGGUGAGUUAUACAACAUUCCCGUCUAUCGUGAAUACAAUACAGUUAACCGUGGAGGAGGAAAGAAAAAUCGCGGUAUGAUGGGAGGUCGUGGUGGCGUCCACAGCCGUUCUUCACCGCAGAAUAAUUACCUUGCGGCGGCAGAACGUCCACCGGUAACUGGAAAUCCAUAUCAACAGGCUCCGGUUUCAAUUUCGGUGGCCGGUCGAGCCGCACUGCCUUUGUCCUCAGCGCCGGGGUACAGUUACAGAUAUAUGGAUUCUCCAUCAGACGUCGUGUUGUCACCACUGCAGCAACAAGAUCAGACACAUCAACAGCAACAGCAGCAACCACCACCACCACAGCAACAACAAGUAAUACCGGGGCCCAGCUUGACCGUCGGUGGUCAACCUUGCUAUCCUACAAUGAUGCCACAACAACAACGACAACCAUAUGCGUUCCAGGGACAGUAUAGUCCCUACACGGCGGUUGAUACCACUGCACAACAACAACAGCAGCAACAACAACAACAACAACCAUUGCAAAUGAAUAAAACAAACGAAGUUUAUACAACUAACACCAUUUAUGCUAACGGCAAUGGUUUUAUGAAUCAUGUACAAGGUGAUGGUUGGACACAGUCCUAUCCCGCCUUUUCUACUCCAAUGCAGCAACCUAUGUUAUACAAUGGCAACAGCCCUAAUGUAUAUCCUGCUGUGAAUACAGGAACACUACAUGGUCGAUACAAUCCUGUUGGUGCACCACCUCCACUACCGAUGCAGUAG
Molecule: messenger RNA, 2742 nt
Organism: Trypanosoma theileri
Lineage: Eukaryota; Euglenozoa; Kinetoplastea; Trypanosomatida; Trypanosomatidae
Product: pumilio/PUF RNA binding protein 2
Exons: 1
Coding region: 1-2742 (913 amino acids)
Biological process (GO): post-transcriptional regulation of gene expression
Cellular component (GO): cytoplasm
Molecular function (GO): mRNA binding
Source: RefSeq, a predicted model, not a curated record